AUGAAUGGUGCUGUAUUGAACUUUGAAAGUGCCGAUAAGAAUCAUCUUGUGACGACUUUUGCUGAUGACUUGAUAAAAAACUUCAAAGGAUAUGAAUGGAGUCAGAAUGGACCUUUGUUGAUUACACGAGUAGCUCAAGAUCUUUGCAACACCAAAAACACCAAUGAAAUGGUUGCUAAGGAAGAUUGUAAAGGUGUAAAGGUUGAAAUAUUUAAUUGCAUGAAAAAUAUUUUCUACGAAUUAGAUUUAAAAAUCGAUCAAUUAACUCAUCAAAAUCUAUGA
Molecule: messenger RNA, 282 nt
Organism: Clunio marinus
Lineage: Eukaryota; Metazoa; Arthropoda; Insecta; Diptera; Chironomidae
Source: the annotation of a GenBank genome assembly